AUGAGCGCUGCCACCCACUCGCCCAUGGUGCAGAUGGCGUCCGGCAACGGCGCCGAAGAUCGCGACCCCCUUCCCCCCGGCUGGGAGAUCAAGAUCGACCCGCAGACCGGCUGGCCCUUCUUCGUGGACCACAACAGCCGUACCACGACGUGGAACGACCCACGCGUGACCCCCGAAGGCCCCAAGGAAGCACCAUCGUCUGCAAAUGGCCCCUCCCGGGAAGGCGCCAGGCUGCUGCCCGUUAGAGAAGGCCACGCUGUGUACCCCCAGCUCCGACCCGGCUACAUCCCCAUUCCUGUCCUCCACGAGGGCAUGGAGAACCGGCACCCUUUCUACGCCUCUGCCCAGCCCGGGAUCCAACGAUUCCGAACAGAGGCUUCAGCGGCAGCUCCUCAACAAUCCCAGUCACCUCUGCGGGGUGGAGUGGAGCCCACCCAGGCAGCGGCUGCAGCAGCAGCAACAGCAGCCCAGCCCCUCGCCGCCCACAGACCUGAGCGAUCCCAGUCUCCAGCUGCCUCGGACUGCUCGUCCUCAUCAUCCUCAGCCAGCUUGCCCUCCUCCGGCAGGGGCAGCCUGGGCAGUCACCCGCUGCCCCGGGGCUACAUCCCCAUCCCUGUGAUCCACGAACAGAACAUUGGCCGGCCCGCAGCCCAGCCCUCUGUCCACCAAGUCCAGAAGACCCACUACCCGGCUCAGCAGGGUGAAUACCAGACCCACCAGCCCGUGUAUCACAAGAUCCAGGGGGACGACUGGGAGCCCCGGCCCCUGCGGGCAGUGUCCCCGUUCAGAUCGCCUGCCCGGAGUGUGUCCAGCCGCGAGGGCUCACCAGCCAGGAGCAGCACGCCUGUGCACUCACCUUCACCAGGCCGUGUGCGCCCUGUCAUCGACAGGCCCCAGCAGCCAGUGGCCCAUCAAGAACCUUCUUCACCUGUCCCCCAACCUGAAAACAAACCUGAAAGUAAGCCAGGCCCCGCUGGACCAGAUAUGCCUCCUGGACACAUCCCAAUUCAAGUGAUCCUCAAAGAUGCAGAUUCUAAGCCCGUUCCUCAGAAGGUCCCCCCAGCCUCUGAGAAGGUGGAAGUCAGGGUUCCCUCUGUACCAGCCUCUUGUCCUCCUCCUAGCCCCAGUCCUUCUGCUGUCCCCUCAGCCCCUAAGAAUAUGGCUGCAGAAGAGAGGGCAGCCCCCAGCCCUGUUCCUACAGAAGCCGUACCCCCGAAGGCAGCUGACGCUGAAGCCCCCCCCAAACAUCCAGGUGUGCUGAAAGUAGACGCCAUCCUGGAGAAGGUGCAAGGGCUGGAGCAAGCUGUCGACAACUUCGAAGGCAAGAAGACCGACAAAAAGUACCUGAUGAUAGAAGAGUAUUUGACCAAAGAGCUCCUGGCCCUAGACUCGGUGGACCCGGAAGGACGAGCAGAUGUACGUCAGGCCAGGAGAGAUGGCGUCAGAAAGGUUCAGACCAUCUUGGAAAAACUUGAACAGAAAGCCAUAGAUGUCCCCGGUCAAGUGCAGGUUUAUGAACUCCAGCCCAGCUCCCUGGAAACCGAGCAGCCUCUGCAGGAAAUCAUGGCCAUGGGCGCCACAGCAGCAGACAAGACUAAGAAAAGCACCGGAAAUGGAGACGAUCCCCAAACAGAAACACAGCAGCCAGAGGCCGCCGCAGCUCCAAACCCUGCCAGCACGACAGACACGGCUGGAAGCCCAGCAGCACCGUAG
This is a messenger RNA of Chrysochloris asiatica (Cape golden mole), 1713 nucleotides long. RefSeq names its product BCL2-associated athanogene 3 (gene BAG3). The record is from RefSeq and is a predicted model, not a curated record. Bases 1 to 1713 code for a protein of 570 amino acids. The transcript is spliced from 4 exons. Gene Ontology annotation, molecular function: adenyl-nucleotide exchange factor activity; protein-folding chaperone binding. Gene Ontology annotation, cellular component: membrane; cytosol; cytoplasm. NCBI's taxonomy places the organism in Eukaryota, Metazoa, Chordata, Mammalia, Afrosoricida, Chrysochloridae. Gene Ontology annotation, biological process: protein stabilization; negative regulation of striated muscle cell apoptotic process; muscle cell cellular homeostasis.